This is a messenger RNA of Dermatophagoides pteronyssinus (European house dust mite), 621 nucleotides long. RefSeq lists its product as uncharacterized. The record is from RefSeq and is a predicted model, not a curated record. NCBI's taxonomy places the organism in Eukaryota, Metazoa, Arthropoda, Arachnida, Sarcoptiformes, Pyroglyphidae.
GAAUAUUGAUCCAGAAACAUUUUUCAAACCAAAAAAAAGUUUUAACCAUUUUGAUUAAAUAAAAUUCAAUCAAUCAAUCAAUCAACAAAAAUGAUUAAAUAUUCGUUAUUCGCUAUUACAAUAUUUAUUGUAUAUGUUUCAUUUGUUGCUGGUGGUGGUAAAGAAAAAGGUGGUGAUUUAGUUAUAAUCGGUGGUGAAGAUGGUUGUCCACCACAACUACUUAUGAAAGGUGGUGAUAAGAAAAAAAAAUCUGGUGAAAUUUUAAUGAUCAAUCCAUGUCAUAAAAAGAAAAAAGAAUAUAUUGCUAUUCAAAUGCCAUCAUAUCCAUCGUAUCCAUCAUAUCCAUCAUAUGAAGAAUCAUAUCAACCAAGUUAUGGUGGUGGUCAUGAUUAUGAACCAAAAUAUGAAUCAAAAUAUGAACCAAAAUAUGAUUCUGAAGCUUAUCAUCAUGAUGAUUCAUAUCCAACAACAAUGGAUGAUGAUAAAUUUGUUAAUUAAAAAUUCAAUUUUGAAAAAAUGUACACACACAAACACCUGACCUACCUGCUAAACAUCGAUCAAUCAAUCAAUCAAUUAAACUUUGAGCUGGCUCAUGGCAUUCGUCUUUUUUGUCUUUUUGUU